AGAAAAUAUUCGUGGAUUCGGGAAAUCCAUCGAAAUACUUUUGCCGAUUUUCGUGAAGAAAACAAGAAGAAAAGUGGUUUUUGUUAAUAAUUUAAUACCGGUUUGAAUUUAUUGGUUAAAUUACAACAAAAUCAACACUGCAAAGGUGUUUUUAGCAGUAAAAUGGAGAACGAUAUAUUAGAUUCACUUACCGACUUGGGCUACGAUGGUCCUCUCUCUGACGAGGUGGCAUUUUCGAAAGCUCUCGACGGUGGGCCCAAAUCAUUGGAGUUCACCAAACUGGUCCACAUACUAGCCGAAGAACUGAAGAAGCUGUUACAACUCGAAGAGACUGUCAACAUGAUGACCAGUGUAGACGAGUCCAGUUCGUUUUUGCUAGAAUUGAGCUCGUUUUUGAAAGAGUUGGGUUGUCCAUACAAGAAGUUGGUAGUAGGACACAUGUCAGCCCGACUUCAAAGCAAGGAGGAUCGGCUUCUGCUACUAGACUAUUUGGUGUCGGAGCUGAUGGCAGCGAGGAUGCAGCGCGUUGACUGCCCCAAAGAGAAGUCUACGUCUGGCAUGGACAUUAUUGUGCAAGAGUCACCAACUGCGAAGAACCUGAAAGACAUUCUUAUAGCUUUGAAGUUUAACAAGCCUCCACCAAACAUCACCCCCGAAGUGCUAUUCGCUAAGUUAGAAGCCAAACUAAAGGACACCAUUCAGAAAGACGGUGAACAGCUUGUAGGUAAGCCGUUAUACAACAAGGCAAUAACAGAAAAGGACUGGAAAGACAUCGAGAACGUGUUCACUGAGAUGUUUGAAGAAUACCGCUGUAGGAGAGAGACGCUCAUCACCAGAUUGGAGUGCACGAUACAGAGUUUUGAGUGGUCCGAUCGCCUCAAAACCAAGAAGGACGUCAUCCAAUCCACGUACCGUCCGAAACGCGAGCAGCUCAAAGUCAAGCCGGACGUCCGGCUGUCCGACUUCCUAGCCGCCCGGACAUCGCUGCUUCAAGUGGAGAAAACAUCCAGCGUAUCUGUCCGGAAGAACACAAGAAGUGAUGUCAAUAAAGUUGUCAUAGGACAGGUCCCCGACAGAGGAGGGAGGCCAAACGAACAACAGCCUCCACCUCCAGAAAUGCCUUCGUGGCAGCAGCGGACUGCGGGCCCUCAGGGUGGUCGAGGCGGCGGUCGCGGUGGCGGCGGCGGGCGCGGUGGCGGUCGCGGCGGCGGUCGCGUUCAAGGCGGCUACAGCCAGGCUACUGGUGAUGGCAGACCACAGACAAGUCCGGCAGUUCCAAACCAAAACCGCAACUACCAGACCUACGAAGUACCACCGGGCGGUUACCAGAACCACAACCAGAACUCUGGCGGUUACCAGAAUCAUAACCAGAACUCUGCCGGUUACGACAGGCAGAACUCUGGCGGUUUCGACAGGCAGAACUCUGGUGGUUACAACCAGAAUCACGGUGGUUAUGAUAGAAGAAAUUCUGGUGGUCACGGAGGAUAUGCCCAGUCUCAGAGUUACGAUAGCAUGGGGAGUUACAACCAGGGUUACAGUCAAGGAGGUGGUGGCGGUUACAACAAAGGCUACCAAGGACAAGGCCAAGGCCAAGGACAGGGCUACCAAGGCCAAGGACAGGGCUACCAAGGCCAAGGACAGGGCUACCAAGGCCAAGGACAGGGCUACCAGGGCCAAGGACAGGGCUACCAGGGCCAAGGACAGGGCUACCAGGGCCAAAGGGGUCGCGGCGGCUACCGCGGGCGCCGUUGAUAUUACCCCCCUAGGCUGGGGGACAAGAUAAGAUAGUAUAUGUUGACUUUUUCAGUUGCUAGUUGAUUCGUAUAGGAAAUAUAGGGUGUGCAGAGAAGUGAGGUUUUUCUUCUGUCGAACUAUACAGGGUGACUGG
This is a messenger RNA of Ostrinia furnacalis (Asian corn borer), 1888 nucleotides long. RefSeq names its product protein FAM98A. The transcript is spliced from 10 exons. Bases 163 to 1752 code for a protein of 529 amino acids. Gene Ontology annotation, cellular component: tRNA-splicing ligase complex. NCBI's taxonomy places the organism in Eukaryota, Metazoa, Arthropoda, Insecta, Lepidoptera, Crambidae. The record is from RefSeq and is a predicted model, not a curated record.